This is a messenger RNA of Miscanthus lutarioriparius, 558 nucleotides long. The record is from the annotation of a GenBank genome assembly. NCBI's taxonomy places the organism in Eukaryota, Viridiplantae, Streptophyta, Magnoliopsida, Poales, Poaceae.
AUGCAGAAGCCCUUGAGCACGACGGCGGUAGCUGUGAAGGCGACUGUGCUGCCCAUGUCGUGCAGCGCGGUGGCGGCCUCGGCAAUCCGUGUCAUGAGAUGUGUGAUGCGCUUGCCCCAUGGCGAGUACCCGAGAAGCAGUAGCUCCGCAUGGUCCUCCAAGGCUCGCGUUGUCGUUGUCGAGCGCCAGCACCAUCGACUGCGCCCGGCGCACCGCCUCCCCAGCGCCGCCGCCGUCGGCACCCUCCACGUCCAGCCCGCUCCACCGCAUCCAUCCUCUGGGCCUCCAAAACCACCUCAAAUCCAUCCACAUCCAGCACGGCUUGAGAUGCUGCUUCAUGGAGGACGUCGCAAAUCUAGGAGGGGGAAAACAGUGAGGGAGAGGGAGAGGAGGAAGGUGAGGGAGGGGAACAUACGACUGAGGCCUUGCCGUCCCACGGAUGAAGAAGAAGGGGCGAUGCAGAGAGAAGCGGCGGAACCACGAAGGGAGCGGAGCGGCGGGAAAGGGUUGCGGCGGAGCGGCGGCGUGGCUCACUCUCGUCCCGGCGCCGCUGCCUGA